AUGGAGAAAGGGGUUGGGUCAAACGGUGCCUCACAUGUUCAUGCCGGGGAAUCAGUGAAUGAACCCGAAGAAAUCCAAUCCGAAAUCAGACCUGGAGGACACAAAAGGACACUGUCUGGAAGCAUCAUGUCUAAGCUAUCUUUUCUAUCGAGACCCCGCAGUCCCGAGUCUCCGCCUUGUGAUGAACCAAUAUCUCCAAAGAGGUCAAGUACUCGAGCUAUGGCUGUUGCCGUUCAACAGCAGAAGACUAGGAGGAGGAAAGGUUCUUUAAGAAAGGCUGCACUACUUGGUCGAGGAGCGCAGCGCGAUCGUAAAGAGGUCAAAUCCAUACUUCUCGAUACCAAUCAGCCAAGUCAAUAUGUUGGCAGCCCAAUUCCAAGUCCUACUUCUCCCGAAAAUAUUCGGCCUGUGAAUCAUAUUGGUUUGGGAAUAUCCGACGAAACUCCCCGCCCCUCCAUGGAAGGUCUAGCCAGCCGAAACAAUAAUACUUUACUACCACCUAUCAAAACUCUUCCGAUGGGUGCUAAUGAUCACAUCGUCACAUCACCAACGACCGCUACAAGUCCGACUUUGACUUACACAUCCACUACCGAUGAAGAAGACUUGCUCAGUAUUCCACCACAUAGUUUACCAGCUGCAGCUCGUGGACCACCACCAUCGUCCAGUUCAGAAUCAUACUUUCCGCCCGGCGCCGGCUCUAUACUUCGUCGCCGACCCUCUCAAAAACAAAAAUCCCCACUGUCUAUAGGCGGACUCGCCGCAAGUCCACUUCCUUUGACAGAUGCAGAAUGGGAUUACUCGGAAACUGAAUGGUGGGGUUGGGUUAUUCUAAUUGUAACAUGGGUUGUGUUCGUUACUGGUAUGGGUUCAUGUUUAGGGGUAUGGAGUUGGGCAUGGGAUGUUGGAGAGACUCCUUAUGCACCUCCUGAGCUGGAGGAUGAUCCGACACUUCCGAUUGUGGGAUACUAUCCUGCAUUGAUCAUUUUAACGACAGUAAUGGCUUGGGUUUGGGUGGUGGUUGCUUGGGUUGGUAUGAAAUAUUUUCGACAUGCGAAAAUUAGUGGGGACUGA
This is a messenger RNA of Sclerotinia borealis F-4128, 1071 nucleotides long. Lineage: Eukaryota; Fungi; Ascomycota; Leotiomycetes; Helotiales; Sclerotiniaceae. The record is from the annotation of a GenBank genome assembly.